This is a messenger RNA of Ascochyta rabiei, 267 nucleotides long. RefSeq lists its product as uncharacterized. NCBI's taxonomy places the organism in Eukaryota, Fungi, Ascomycota, Dothideomycetes, Pleosporales, Didymellaceae. The record is from RefSeq and is a predicted model, not a curated record. The transcript is spliced from 2 exons. Bases 1 to 267 code for a protein of 88 amino acids.
AUGCCGAACACCUCCGAUUAUCACCCCGCAAAGCUACUUCCCACCUACGAGACCCAGCCUGAAGCCGCCAGGAUGAGAGAAGUCUAUGUCGAGGACGAUGGCGAGGAUUCAAACCGCUACUAUGACUUCAACUACCAGGCAUAUGACGCGCAGAGCGCCGCCGGACAGCCUCUGCAGUGGCACGGCAUUGAGCUGACGCCCAUGCUCGUCGGCACGACACUCUGCGGUGUCUUUGCGCUGUGGGUUAUCUGGGCAGCACUCCGCUGA